AUGGCUGGUGGUGAGCCAACUCGGAUAAUGAUAGGAGUGAACGAGUCAACAAUAAAAGGAUAUCCACACCCAUCGAUUAGUAGCAGAGGAGCUUUCGAUUGGAUUCUUCAGAAGAUCGUUCGCUCCAAUACCUCUGGUUUUAAGCUUCUCUUCCUCCAUGUUCAAGUCCCCGACGAAGACGGUUUCAAUGACAUGGAUAGCAUGUAUGCCUCGCCUGAAGAUUUUAAAAACAUGACGCAUAGGGAUAGGAUAAGAGGAAUUCAUCUGCUGGAGUACUUCGUCAAUAGAUGCCAUGAGAUUGGGGUUGCUUGUGAAGCAUGGAUCAAGAAAGGUGAUCCUAAGGAAGUAAUCUGCCAUGAAGUGAAACGAGUCCAGCCAGAUCUCCUGGUUGUUGGAAGUCGGGGUCUUGGCCCUUUUCAAAGGGUUUUUGUUGGAACCGUGAGUGAAUUUUGCCAGAAGCAUGCUGAAUGCCCAGUAAUCUCAAUUAAACGUAGGGCUGAUGAAACUCCUCAGGAUCCUGUUGAUGACUGA
This is a messenger RNA of Dovyalis caffra, 531 nucleotides long. NCBI's taxonomy places the organism in Eukaryota, Viridiplantae, Streptophyta, Magnoliopsida, Malpighiales, Salicaceae. The record is from the annotation of a GenBank genome assembly.